AUGACGCCCAAAACUUUUCUCACAAAGAUCUAUUUUUCCGACAUGCAGCCCCUUUCAUCGAGAUCUGUCACCCUAAUGCGCAAAUGUCACCCAUCUAUUUUGGAUUUUCGGCUGAGUAAAGCAAAGUACGUCAACGGUUCAGCAUUCGGGACAGACCGGGGUAUAAGGCUAAAUCGAAAACUACAGCAGGGGACUGGGGGAUAAGUCCCAGCCACUAACUUCCACCAACUUGCAUCCGAUCUUUCGAGUUUUAUUUUUGGACAAAGUGCUUGGACUCACAAUCUUAUGCACCCCGCUGCGCGGCUUCUGUUUUUGCUAUUUAUGAUCGCGAUUUCCAGAGUUUUGAAACAAGGUAAUUGCUUAUUUUCAUACAGCUACUGAUCGUUUAACAACUUAGUAACAAAGCAUUGGAACUGGAAGGUUUUAAUUCAGCAACAGAAAAAGAAUGAACGUGAAGUUCUUAAAUAUAAACUUUAAAGCUAGCAGCCACACACAGUAGUCUAUGUUGCUGUUAAUAGUACGACGCACUUAAUGUCAGCGAUCGGUUCUACAAAUGGACAUAUAUGAGAGAUAAGCGGGAACAGCUGCAUCUAUUCUGGGAGGUUGCUGGGAGGCUGGUGAUUGGCGACUUUCCUUCGACCUCAAAUGAAAUAGCAUUCUGAAUUAUCCUAGUAGGACAAGUUCCUGUGACCUUCGAAGCCUAAGUGUGUUCCCCCCACCCCCAUUCUCCGCUAAAGAUCGAAGAUGGAUUUUGGUGGGGCCCCCCGGUUUUUAAGCCGGCCAAAGACCUUUGCAGUGACGGCCGGCAAGGAUGCGACGCUCUCUUGUCGGAUCAUUGGCAACCCAGUGCCGUUGGUGGUCUGGGAGAAGGACAACAUGCCGAUCAGGUCGGAGGGAAGAUUCAAAAUGGUGGAGGACGGCGACCUGUACAAGCUGACCAUCUACGAGCUGUGCAGCGCGGACAACGGCCAGUACAUCUGCAGGGCCAACAACCCUGUGGGAGAAGCUUACGCGGCGGUGACCCUUCAGGUCGGCGCCCACCCUCAGGUCGCCAGCGCCCAGUGCGCACCUUACUUCGUGCUGAAACCCAGCUCGCUGCGGGUCUGCCUGGGGGACGACGCCAGCUUCUGCUGCCAGGUCCAGGGGAACCCGUUACCGACGGUCCAUUGGGAGAGAGACGGCAAGGCCCUAGGCGGCGGUCCGGUCGACGACGCCAACAAUCGGUACGUGGUGGAGGCCGCGGGCGGCACCCUGAGGAUCCGCUGUGUCAGGCUUUCUGAUGGCGGCUCCUUCACCUGCAGAGGCCUCAACGAGCUGGGCGAGUGCCAGGCAAUAGCCGCCCUGGUUGUCCUCUCGUCAGGCGACAGCCCCACCCAGGGUACAGCGCCGACAUUGCUGUCGCACCUGCAGCAAAAGCGAGAACAGGCCCGGGCCUCGGACUCCGCCUUUAUUACCGACGCCUCCUUCUUGUCUCAAACCGGACUCUCCUACGGGCGGCUGCUCGCGCGCGAGUACGACACGGCGGGAAGCCAGAGCCUCGCGCGCGGCGGGCCUUGGACGCCGCUCGCGACCAGUCGGACCCGCACGUGCACCGUCACCGAAGGCAAACACGCCAAGUUGAGCUGCCACGUGACGGGCAAGCCCAGGCCCGAAAUUAUCUGGAAAAAGGACGAAGAGGUCAUCAACCCCGGCCGCAGGCACGUUAUCUUCGACGACGACGAGGACAACUUCGUGCUGAGGAUCCUCUUCUGCAAACAGAGCGACAACGGGCGCUACACCUGUACGGCCUCCAACUUGGCCGGGCAGACCUACAGCUCGGUACUAGUCAUCGUCAAAGAGCCAAGGAUAUCCUUUAAGACAAAAUUGAAAGAUGUUGAAGUUGCAGAGAAGGAAACAGCAACCCUCCAGUGUGAAGUUCCUAUUCCUGCCAUACAGGCCAGUUGGUUCUUGGAGGAAAUAGAGAUAGCUGAAAGUGCUAAAUAUGAAAUAGAAGAGGAAGGCACCUUUAGAAAACUUACUAUAAAAGAUGUUACUACUGAUGAUGAUGGUGUCUAUAUCUGUGAAAUGAAAGAAGGCAGCAGAACAGUUGGCGAGUUGACAGUAAAAGGUAAUAUUGUUAAGAAGCUUCCAAGGAAAACUACUGUACCAGAAAAUGACACAGCCAUUUUUUGUGUGGAAUUGAGUAGUGGCUGUAAUAAUAUCAGGUGGAUAAAGAAUGGGCAAGACCUACAACCAAAUGAUAGAAUGACCAUCGCUGUAUCUGGCACUCGACACACUCUAACAAUUAGAGAUUGUAAAUGGGAAGACGCUGGAGAAAUAGCACUAUUGGCAGAUGACUCUCGAACAUCAACUCAAUUCACAAUAACAUCUCCCCGGAAAGUUCCACCACAUCCCCCAGUCAACCCUGUGGUCAAAGAAAAGACAGCAACAUCGGUUACUUUGGCCUGGUCACUGCCUGUAGAUGUGCCGCCUGCCCCCGUGACUGGAUACAUAGUCCAAAGAAAAAAAGUAGGAAGCAAUACCUGGACACGAUGCCACACUUCAGAAAGGGUAGAGGCACAAGAAUUUACAGUGAGUGCCUUGCAAGAAAGAGCUACUUAUCAGUUCAGAAUUAGUUCUGUUAACAACUUUGCUCAGAGUGAAUACUUAGAAGUCCCAGGAACAUUUUAUAUUGAACCCAGAGUUUCCAUUGAAAAACCAUUGCAAGAUGUUGAAGUUCCAGCUGGUGAAGAGGCUACUUUCAUUAUUGAACUAUCCUCUGUUGCUCCUGGAACGUGGUUCAUGAAUGAAAAAGUUGUCCAAGACAGUGAGAAUUAUAUAAUGCGGAGUACUAAAAAUAUACAUACAUUAAUUAUCAAACGAGUGGACAAUGAAGCUGAUGUGAAGUUUGUAUCUAGCAAUGCUGAAAGCACUGCUAAAUUAAGAGUGAAAGAUGCAGCUGUCAGAUUCAUAAACAAGCCAAAAACUCCAUCUGAAGUUACAGUAGUAGCCUCAGAAUGUUUGGAAUUGUCUUGUGAGGUGUCACCAGCUAAUGCUGUGGUCAUAUGGAGAAAGGAUCAAAAAGAGGUUAAGCCGGACCAGAGGAUAAACAUCAUCUCUCAGGGAACACAACGCAAACUUGUCAUCAAAAAAGUGCAGCAGAGCGACCAAGGAAACUACACCUGCACAUCUAAUGAUGACAGUCUAACAUUCCAAGUUAAGAUCAAAGAACCAACUACAACUGUCUUGAAAAAGUCCACAACACAAACAGAGUACACGGCAAUUGUGGGAGAGAAGGUAGUCCUGGUUUGUGAAGUAGCUCAAAGUACUGUAGAAGGAACGUGGUACAGAAAAGGACAGAAAGUAAAGCUGAAUAAGGCCGUAAAUGCUGAAUCAGAAGGCACUAUACGAAGACUGGUCAUUCACAAUGCAAGAUCUGGAGAUUCCGGGGCCUAUGUAUUUAAAACCAAAGAGGAUGAGAUCACCAUCAAUGUAGCUGUCAAAGAGCCAGAACCAGCAUUUAUCAGUAAAGAAUCAGUUCAGAAGGAGGUGAAGGUUCAAGCCUCAGAGAAUGCUGUUCUCAGCUGUGAAGUGACACAACUCAAAACUGAAGUCAAGUGGUCCAAAGAUGGAAAAAUUCUCGCUCCCAACCAAAAAGUUAAACUUGUUUCUGAAGGUAGAAUUAGAAAACUUAUUAUUCAGAAUGCAGAGCUGAAGGAUGGAGGCAGUUAUAUCUGUGAAACAGCUGGAGAGAAAUUGAUUUUCCAUCUUGAGGUUACAGAACAAAAAGCAGGGUUUUGCAAUACAGAUUUAAUUCAGAGGAGAGUGACAGUUCAGCAGUCAGAGAAUGCUACACUCUGGUGUGAAGUGUCACAGCCCAGAACAGAGGUAAAAUGGUUCAGAGGUGAAAAACUACUCAGUCAAAAUAAAAAAAUGAAACUUGAAUCUGAGGGUUCAUUUCGAAAGCUUAUCAUUCAUAAUGUGGAAUCAAAAGAUGGAGGUGAAUACACAUGUGAAGCCGGCGGAGAAAAACUGGUCUUCAAUGUUCAGGUUGCAGAAAUAGUAACUGGAUUUGCAAAUAAAGAUAAAGUUCAGAAGCAGAUAAAGGUCCGUCAAUCAGAGAAUGCAACUCUCAGCUGUGAAUUGUCACAAUCCAAAACUGCAGUCAAAUGGUUGAAAGAUGGAAAAUCGCUCAGUCAGAGUAAAAAAAUGAAACUUGAAACCGAUGGUAAAAUUCGAAAGCUUAUCAUUCAUAAUGUUGAAUCGAAGGAUGGAGGUGAAUAUAUAUGUGAAGCAGCCGGAGAGAAACUGAGUUUUAACGUUCAGGUUACAGAGCCAGAGCCAGCAUUUAUCAAUAAAGGAACAGUUCAAAAGGAGGUGAAGGUUCAAGCCUCAGAGAAUGCUGUUCUCAGCUGUGAAGUGUCACACAUCAAAGCUGAGGUCAAAUGGUCCAAGAGUGGAAAUGUUCUCACUGCUAGCUCGAAAGUUAAACUUGUUUCUGAAGGCAAAGUUCAAAAAUUAAUUAUUCAGAAUGCAGAGCCAAAGGACACGGGCAAUUAUAUCUGUGAAAUAGCUGGAGAGAAAUUAAUUUUCCAUAUUGAGGUUAAAGAAUUACCUAUAUUGUUCACAAAGAAGCUACAAAACGUAAAUGUGCUGUGUAAUGCUACAGCUGUAUUUACAUGUGAAUUAAAUCAAGCAAAGGCUGAUGUCUUGUGGCGACGAAAUGGAAUAGAAAUCAACCCAAGCCUCAGAAUAAAAAUAAAGGCGGAUGGUCAGAAACGAAGUUUGACCAUUUCCAAAGUAACUGUUGAGGAUGAGGGGGAAUAUCUCUGUGAAUCAAAGGAUGAUAUUACCACUGCUAAACUAACCACCAAGGUUCCAAAGAUUAUUAAGUUUGUAAAUGAGCUUCACAGUUUAGUAGCUGUAGAAGGAGAAGAUGCUGAAUUUAAAUGUACUGUGUCUCAUGAGGAAGCUAUAGUGACCUGGUAUAAAAAUGGCAUCAAAAUUGAGUCAAGUGAAAAAUACAUAGUAUCACAUGAAAGAACCAACCACAAUCUGACCAUCAGAAGCCUAACAGUAGAGGAUGCAUGUGAAAUUACUGCACAAGUUGAAAAUGUAAAAACAACAGCUAAACUUCAAGUUCAAGAAGCUCCAGCCUUGUUUAAGAAGAAAUUGGAGAACAUAACUAUUGAAGAAAAACAAACAGUUAUUUUGGAAGUAGAACUCACAAAACCUUGCAGUGAUAUCAAGUGGAUGAAAAACAAUGUCGUUAUCCAGCCUGAUGGUAGAAUAGACAUUACAGUGGAUGGAAACAAGCAAAUCCUUACUAUUAAAGAUGUGAGAUUAGCUGACCGUGGUAAUUACACUUGUGAAACACUUCAUGAAAAGACAAAAGCAAGGUUAACUGUUGAAAUGAGAAAAAUUAAACUGAUCAAAGGAUUGGAAGAGGUGAAUGUGCAUGAGAAAGAAACUUGCACUUUUGAAGUUGAGCUGUCUCAUGAAGAAGUGGAUGUAACCUGGCUGAAGGAUAAUAUCAGACUGAAAUCAGGUCCCAACUGCAAGAUUACUACACAGGGCAAGAAACAUGCUCUGACAUUGUCUGCUUUGAGAAUUGAGGAUUCAGGACUAAUUAGUUUCAAAGCUGAAGGUAUACACUCAUCUGGAAGACUCAAUGUAACAGAGCCUGUGGUGACCUUUGUUAAACUUUUAGAGGAUAUAAAAGUUCCAGAGAAAGAUAAAGUUGUUUUCGAAUGUGAACUGUCAAGAGCCAACGCAGAAGUUAAAUGGUUUAAGGAUAAUGUGGAAAUUAGACCAGGGAAAGGAUAUAGUAUUAUAUCUAAAGGAAGGAAAAGGAGUCUUAUCAUUUACCAAUGUGGACAUGAACACCAAGCACAAUACACAUGUGAUGCGGUGGAUUGCAAGUCAUCAGCUAUGCUCACUGUCCAUGCUCGUGAUAUCAAAGUAGUUCGGCCUUUGGAAGAUUUGGAAGUGAUUGAGCAGGAGAGUGCUUCCUUCUUAUGUGAAAUUUCACAUGAUGAAGUCGAUUUUCAGUGGUUUAAGAACAACGUAAAAAUCAAAGCUGGGGACAAUGUGAAAUUACGUCAAGAAGGAAGGACGCAUAUUCUACUCUUUAAAUCAGUGAAGCCUGAAGAUGCUGCAGAGAUCAAGUUUGUUGCUGAAAGUGCCACUUCCAGAGCUUUCCUUCGAAUUAAAGAAUUACCUGUUAAGAUUGUGAAACCCUUAAGGGAGAAAAUAGGCAUGGAGAAGCAUCGUGUCUUUUUUGAAUGCAAAGUUUCUAGAAAAAAUGCUGUGGUCAAAUGGUAUUAUAAAGGAAAGGAGAUUCAUCCCAGUAAGAAGUACGAGAUUGUGAGUGAAGAUUUGCACAGGAAGCUCAUAAUAAAUAAUAUUGCUUUUGAAGAUGAAGGCAACUACACAUGUGAUGCUGUAGAUGACAAAAGUACUGCCAUGUUGUAUGUCGAAGAGCAAUCAAUUACCAUCAAUAAGGCAAUAUCUGAUGUGGAAGUGACUGAGCCAAACGAUGCCAGAUUUGAAUGUGAGCUUUCAGUUGCUGAUGUGAAACCUCCAAAAUGGAUACUAAAUGGUGAAAUACUUCAUCCAUCUAAAAAUGUGGACAUUGAGCAUUGUGGCACUAUUCACCGCCUUAUCCUGAAAAAUACAUCUUGCCAGAUGACCGGCAUAGUUCAAUUUAUUGCUGGGAAAUCAAAAUCUGAAGCAAGAUUAACCAUUAAAGAGCCUCCAUCAAAGGUUGUGAGAGAACUACAGAACAUAACAGUAGAAGAGAAGAAGUCUGUUACUUUGAGCUGCGAGUUUACACCUACUCCCAAGGUGGUUAGGUGGUACAAAGACCAGAGCUUAAUUGAAUCUUCUGACAGAUUCAAAUUCAAGCAAGUUCAGAAUGUGGUAGAACUUUCAAUCUCAAAUCUCAGCCCUGAAGAUUCUGGUAAAUAUAGCUGCAAGUCAAGUAAUGCACAGACCACCGCCACGCUCACAGUUGAAGCUUUAAAAAUAGAAAUAACAAAACACUUGGAGGAUGUAGAUACUGAAGAGGAAAGCAAUCUUGUAUAUUCAUGUGAGUUGUCCCAUGAUAUUGAUGAAGUGCAGUGGUAUCUAAAUGAUACUCCCUUACUCUCAAAUGACUUUAAUGAGAUGAAGAAAAAGGGAAAGAGACACACAUUGAUUUUGAAAGGUGUAACACCAGAAGAUACAGGAACAGUAAUGCUGAAAGUUAGAAAUCUGACAGAAACAGCGCAGCUGAAUGUACGAGAAAAGCCUGUGGUUUUCAUGAAAUCUUUGGAUGACGUUGUUGGGGAGGAAAGAGGAAUGAUUUCACUGGAGUGUGAAGUAUCUAAACCCAAGGUCAAACCCGUCUGGAAAAAAGAUGAUGUGGUUCUUGGUUCAAGUGACAAAUAUGAAAUACUGCAGGCUGGAAAAACACUUUGUCUUAUGGUACAUGACCUGAAUAAAGGUGAUGCAGGAGUGUAUACUUGUGACAUAGGCAGUGAUAAAGCAAAUGCAAAGGUCACUAUACAAGAUCUAAACAUUGGAAUCACAAAGCGGCUGAAGAGCACAGAGGUUAAAGAGGGAGAAAGUGGAUCUUUUGAAUGUGUACUUUCUCAUGAAAGCAUUGAUGAAUAUUACUGGACUGUUAAUGGGCAAUUAGUGAAAGGCAAUGAACGGUUUGAAGCAUUUAAUAUUGGUCGAAAGUAUAUACUCAGCAUUAAGGAAGCGGCUCUUUCAGAUGCAGGUGAAGUUGUUUUCAAUGUGCGGAAUCUCAAAUCUAAGGCUUCCUUGAUGGUAAAAGAAAAACCAACUGAAAUCAUAAAGCACCUUGAGGACAAGGUGACAAUAGCAGGUGAAGAUAUUGUGCUGUGCUGCGAAACCUCUAAGCCUGAUUCUUCAAUGAAGUGGUUUAAGGAUGGCAAGAUAAUUAGAAAGAGCACUAAGUAUGAAGUAUCUCAUCAUGGAACUGUAAGCCAAUUGAUAAUCCAUCAAACUACUACAAAAGAUGCUGGAGAGUAUGAAUGCAGAGCAGAGGUUUCUAAAUCUAAAGCCACCGUCACUGUAAAAGAAGUUGUAAAUCGAUUUGUCAAGGAAUUACAUGACAUUAAAACUGAAGAGAAAGGAUUUGUAAUUUUUGAGUGUGAAACUGAACAGCCAGCAGGCAGGGCUGUCUGGAGAAAAGGGAUGGCAGAAAUAAAGUCAAGCAAGAAGUAUGAGAUGAAACAGGAGGGCAGUUUACUAAGCCUUAAAAUUAAUCAGCUAGAGAAAAUUGAUAGUGACCACUACACGUGUGACAUUGGUAAUGCACAGUCAAGAGCUCUGCUGUCGGUUGCAGGUCAGAAAGUUCGAAUAAUUGAAGACCUUGAAGAUGUUGAAGUCCUUGAAGGAGAAUCAGCAACAUUUAAAUGCAGGAUAUCACCAUCAGAUUAUAACAAUGUGCAGUGGUUCUUGGAUAAAACACCUCUCCAUACCAAUGAUGUGAACGAAAUUAGUUCACUAAAGGAUGGCUAUCAUACUUUAACAGUUAAAAAGCUUUCAGUCAAAGAUUCUGGUAAUAUAACAUUUGAAGCUGGAGAUAUGAAAACUUCUGCUAUCCUGACAGUAAAAGCCUUGCCUGUGCUUUUCAAACAAGAGCUUCAGAAUGAAGAGGCUGAAGAGAAUGGUACUGCCACAUUGCGCUGUGUGGUUUCAAAACCUGGUGCUUCAGUAGAAUGGAAAAAAGAAUCAGUAGUACUUCACCCAUCUGGAAAGUAUGAAAUGAAACAGCAAGGUGCCAUCAAUGAGCUAUUAAUUCAUAAUCUGAAAAUAGAAGACGCUGGAACAUAUAGCUGUGAUUCUGGAGAUCAACAGACCUGUGCUUGCUUAAAAGUAAAGGCUGUGCCUACAAUCUUCAAGCAAAAACUUAAGGAUGAAGAAGCUCAAGAAGAUGCUACUGCCACAUUGCGUUGUGAAAUUAGCAAACCAGAAGCAGUGGUACAGUGGAAGAAAGGAACCUCUCUACUUCACCCAAGUGCCAAAUAUGAAAUGAGGCAAAAGGGAUGCAUUCUUGAGUUGGUUAUUCACAACCUUACACCACAAGAUGGUGGAAGUUACAGCUGUGAUAUUGGUGAUCAGCAUACCAGUGCUUCCCUGAAAAUUAACGCAAUUCCAGUGCUUUUCAAACGGGAGCUUCAGAACAAGGAAGUAGAAGAAGGCACCACCAUCACUUUGCAUUGUGAGUUAACAAAGUCAAAUGCUUCUGUGGAGUGGAGAAAAGGAACUGUGGUGCUUCAUUCCAGUAACAAGUAUAAAAUAAAGAAAAGUGGUCCUAUAAAUGAACUGUUAAUCUGUGAUCUGAAACCAGAAGAUUCAGGAGACUAUACCUGUAAUUCCGGAGAUCAGCAGAGCACAGCCUCCCUUAAAGUGAAAGCACUUCCGGUGUUUUUCAAGACGAAGCUUCAGAACAAGGAGCAGAAAGAGGGGAAUAUUGCUACAUUUCAGUGUGAGUUGACAAAACCAGAUGCUCCUGUAAAGUGGAAGAAAGGAUCUGUCCUUCUUGAUUCCAGUGGAAAGUACGAAAUGAAACAAAAAGGUUCCAGGGUUGAGCUAAUCAUUCAUGACUUGAAACUUGAAGAUGCAGGAGAAUAUAGUUGUGACUCAGGGGAUGAACAGACAACAGCCUCCUUAAAAGUAAAAGCCUUGCCUGUACUUUUCAAGAAAGAGCUUUGCAGUCAGGAAGUUGAGGAAAACUGCACUGCUACUCUGUACUGUGAAGUCACCAAACCAGAUGCCCCCAUCAAAUGGAAAAAAGGAUCCAGGCUGCUUCGUGCAAGUGACAAAUUUGAAAUGAAUCAGAAAGGUCCUUGCAUUGAGUUGCUUAUUCACAAGGUUGAACUUGAAGAUGCUGGAGAAUAUACCUGUGAUUCCGGAGAUCAACAGACCACUGCCUCCUUAAAAGUCAAGGCUCUACCUGUACUUUUCAAAGAAGAGCUUCAAAAUAAGGAAGCUGAAGAGGACAGUACUGCCAUUCUGAACUGUGAGAUCACAAAACCAGGUGCCCCUGUGGAAUGGAGGAAAGGAUCUAGGGCACUUCAGCCCAGUAACAAAUAUGAAAUGAGGCAAAAGGGUUUCUGUGUCGAGUUAAUUAUUAAUAGCCUAAAAGUUGAAGAUGCUGGAGAAUAUACCUGUGAUACAGGGGAUCAGCAGACAGUGAGCUUGCUAAAAGUGAAGGCCCUUCCUGUGCGUUUCAAAAAAGAGCUUCAGAAUAAGGAAGCUGAAGAGGACAGUACUGUCAAUCUGCGAUGUGAAAUCUCAAAACCGGAUGCCCCAGUGGAAUGGAGAAAGGGAUCAGUGGUGCUUCAUCCAAGUGAGAAGUAUGAAAUGAAACAAAAGGGUUCCUGCGUGGAGUUGAUCAUUCAUAGCCUAAAAGUUGAAGAUGCUGGAGAGUAUACCUGCGAUUCAAGGGAUCACAAAACAUCAGGCUUUCUGAAAGUGAAGGCCCUUCCUGUGCGUUUCAAAAAAGAGCUUCAGAAUAAGGAAGCUGAAGAGGACAGUACUGUCAAUCUGCGAUGUGAAAUCUCAAAACCAGAUGCCCCAGUGGAAUGGAGAAAGGGAUCUGUGGUGCUUCAUCCAAGUGUGAAGUAUGAAAUGAAACAAAAGGGUUCCUGCGUGGAGUUGAUCAUUCAUAGCCUAAAAGUUGAAGAUGCUGGAGAGUAUACCUGCGAUUCAAGGGAUCACAAAACAUCAGGCUUUCUGAAAGUGAAAGCCCUUCCUGUGCGUUUCAAAAAAGAGCUUCAGAAUAAGGAAGCUGAAGAGGACGGUACUGUCACUCUGCGAUGUGAAAUCUCAAAACCAGAUGCCCCAGUGGAAUGGAGAAAGGGAUCUGUGGUGCUUCAUCCAAGUGAGAAGUAUGAAAUGAAACAAAAGGGUUCCUGCGUGGAGUUGAUCAUUCAUAGCCUAAAAGUUGAAGAUGCUGGAGAGUAUACCUGCGAUUCAAGGGAUCACAAAACAUCAGGCUUUCUGAAAGUGAAGGCCCUUCCUGUGCGUUUCAAAAAAGAGCUUCAGAAUAAGGAAGCUGAAGAGGACAGUACUGUCAAUCUGCGAUGUGAAAUCUCAAAACCAGAUGCCCCAGUGGAAUGGAGAAAGGGAUCAGUGGUGCUUCAUCCAAGUGUGAAGUAUGAAAUGAAACAAAAGGGUUCCUGCGUGGAGUUGAUCAUUCAUAGCCUAAAAGUUGAAGAUGCUGGAGAGUAUACCUGCGAUUCAAGGGAUCACAAAACAUCAGGCUUUCUAAAAGUGAAGGCCCUUCCUGUGCGUUUCAAAAAAGAGCUUCAGAAUAAGGAAGCUGAAGAGGACAGUACUGUCAAUCUGCGAUGUGAAAUCUCAAAACCAGAUGCCCCAGUGGAAUGGAGAAAGGGAUCUGUGGUGCUUCAUCCAAGUGAGAAGUAUGAAAUGAAACAAAAGGGUUCCUGCGUGGAGUUGAUCAUUCAUAGCCUAAAAGUUGAAGAUGCUGGAGAGUAUACCUGCGAUUCAAGGGAUCACAAAACAUCAGGCUUUCUGAAAGUGAAGGCCCUUCCUGUGCGUUUCAAAAAAGAGCUUCAGAAUAAGGAAGCUGAAGAGGACAGUACUGUCACUCUGCAAUGUGAAAUCUCAAAACCAGAUGCCCCAGUGGAAUGGAGAAAGGGAUCUGUGGUGCUUCAUCCAAGUGUGAAGUAUGAAAUGAAACAAAAGGGUUCCUGCGUGGAGUUGAUCAUUCAUAGCCUAAAAGUUGAAGAUGCUGGAGAGUAUACCUGCGAUUCAAGGGAUCACAAAACAUCAGGCUUUCUGAAAGUGAAGGCCCUUCCUGUGCGUUUCAAAAAAGAGCUACAGAAUAAGGAAGCUGAAGAGGACGGUACUGUCACUCUGCGAUGUGAAAUCUCAAAACCAGAUGCCCCAGUGGAAUGGAGAAAGGGAUCUGUGGUGCUUCAUCCAAGUGUGAAGUAUGAAAUGAAACAAAAGGGUUCCUGCGUGGAGUUGAUCAUUCAUAGCCUAAAAGUUGAAGAUGCUGGAGAGUAUACCUGCGAUUCAAGGGAUCACAAAACAUCAGGCUUUCUGAAAGUGAAGGCGCUUCCUGUGCGUUUCAAAAAAGAGCUACAGAAUAAGGAAGCUGAAGAGGACGGUACUGUCACUCUGCGAUGUGAAAUCUCAAAACCAGAUGCCCCAGUGGAAUGGAGAAAGGGAUCUGUGGUGCUUCAUCCAAGUGUGAAGUAUGAAAUGAAACAAAAGGGUUCCUGCGUGGAGUUGAUCAUUCAUAGCCUAAAAGUUGAAGAUGCUGGAGAGUAUACCUGCGAUUCAAGGGAUCACAAAACAUCAGGCUUUCUGAAAGUGAAGGCCCUUCCUGUGCGUUUCAAAAAAGAGCUUCAGAAUAAGGAAGCUGAAGAGGACAGUACUGUCAAUCUGCGAUGUGAAAUCUCAAAACCAGAUGCCCCAGUGGAAUGGAGAAAGGGAUCUGUGGUGCUUCAUCCAAGUGUGAAGUAUGAAAUGAAACAAAAGGGUUCCUGCGUGGAGUUGAUCAUUCAUAGCCUAAAAGUUGAAGAUGCUGGAGAGUAUACCUGCGAUUCAAGGGAUCACAAAACAUCAGGCUUUCUGAAAGUGAAGGCCCUUCCUGUGCGUUUCAAAAAAGAGCUACAGAAUAAGGAAGCUGAAGAGGACGGUACUGUCACUCUGCGAUGUGAAAUCUCAAAACCAGAUGCCCCAGUGGAAUGGAGAAAGGGAUCUGUGGUGCUUCAUCCAAGUGUGAAGUAUGAAAUGAAACAAAAGGGUUCCUGCGUGGAGUUGAUCAUUCAUAGCCUAAAAGUUGAAGAUGCUGGAGAGUAUACCUGCGAUUCAAGGGAUCACAAAACAUCAGGCUUUCUGAAAGUGAAGGCCCUUCCUGUGCGUUUCAAAAAAGAGCUUCAGAAUAAGGAAGCUGAAGAGGACUGUACUGUCACUCUGCAAUGUGAAAUCUCAAAACCGGAUGCCCCAGUGGAAUGGAGAAAGGGAUCUGUGGUGCUUCAUCCAAGUGAGAAGUAUGAAAUGAAACAAAAGGGUUCCUGUGUGGAGUUGAUCAUUCAUAGCCUAAAAGUUGAAGAUGCUGGAGAGUAUACCUGCGAUUCAAGGGAUCAGAAAACAUCAGGUUUUCUAAAAGUGAAAGCCCUUCCUGUGCUUUUCAAACUAAGGCUUCAAAACAAAGAAGCUGAAGAGGGUUCUACUGGUGUUCUGCACUGUGAGAUAACUAAACCAGAUGUCCAAGUGGAGUGGAGGAAAGGGGCUAUGGUACUUCAUCCAAGUGAGAAACAUGAAAUAAAGCAAAGGGGUUCCCAUGUUGAAUUACUUAUUCAUAAUUUAAAACCUGAAGAUGCUGGAAAAUAUACCUGUCUGACAAGGGACCAAGAAACAAGUGCAUCUUUAAAAGUGAAAGUCCUGCCUGUGCUUAUCAAAGAAGAGCUUAAGAAUGUGGAAGCUGAAGAAGAUAGUACUGCUACUUUUCACUGUCUGAUUAGUAAACCAGAUGUUCCAGUAAAAUGGAGGAAAGAAUCAAUGCUACUUCAUCCAUGUAAAAAGUAUGAAAUGAAGCAGAAAGAGCUUUCUGUUGAGCUACUAAUUCACAACCUAAAACUAGAAGAUGCUGGUGAAUAUUCCUGUGAUUCAGGGAAUCAGAAAACUACAGCCUUCUUAAAAGUGAAAGGUAUUAAGUCAUGCUUAAUUUAUAUAUUUUAUAAGUUUGAAUGUUUGUAGUACAGUACUGUCAUUUUAUGUUGUGAGAUUACUAAACCUGAUGCCUCAGUGGAAUGGAGGAAAGGAUCUGUGGUAAUUUAUCCAAGUGACAAAUAUGAAAUGGUUCAGCAAGGUUCUUGCCUUGAGUUGCGCAUACAUAACCUAAAACUGGAAGACACUGGUGAAUACAUCUGUGAUUCUGGGGAUCAACAGACUGUGGCUUCCAUAAAAGUGAAUGCACUGCCACUACUUUUCAAACAAGAACUUAAGGAUGAGGAAGCUGAAGAGGGUGGCACUGCCACUCUACAUUGUGAGAUUAAUAAUCCUGAUGCACCCGUAAAAUGGAGAAAGGGAUCUUUGGUACUUCACCCAAGUGACAAGUAUGAGAUGAAGCAAGAAGGAUCAAGUGUUGAUUUGCUUAUUCAUAGCCUAAAGCCUGAAGAUGGUGGUGAUUAUACCUGUUAUUCUGGUGAUCAACAAACCACUGCCUCUUUAACAGUGAAGGCAACACCUGUGGUUUUUAAACAAGAACUUCAUAAUGAAGAAGCUGAAGAGAGCAGUACUGCUGUUCUGCACUGUGAAGUUAAUAAACCUAAUGCUUUAGUAGAAUGGAGAAAAGGAUCAGUAUUACUUCAUGCCAGUAACAAGUAUACAUUAAAGCAAGAAGGAACAAGCAUUAAGUUGUUCAUUCACAGCCUGAAGCUGGAAGAUGCUGGUGAAUAUACCUGUGAUUCUGGAGAUCAACAGACUACAUCUUCUUUAAAAGUAAAGGCUCUACCUGUGCUUUUCAAGAAAGGGCUUCAGAACAUGGAAGCUGAAGAAAGUAGUUCAGUUAUUCUGCGCUGUGAACUCACUAAACCUGAUGUUCCAGUGGAAUGGAGAAAAUAUUCAGUGGUACUUACUCCAAAUGACAAGUAUGAUAUGGUGCAAAAAGGUUUCUGCACUGAAUUGAUUAUUCGCAACAUAAAACCAGAAGAUGAAGGGGAAUAUACUUGUGAUUCAGGAGAUCAGCAGACUUCUGCAUCUUUGAAAGUGAAGGUCUUGCCUGUGCUUUUUAAACAAGAACUUGAGAACAUAGAAGCGGAUGAGAAUGGUAUGGCUAUUUUGUGCUGUGAGCUGUCUAAACCUGGUGGCUCAGUGGAAUGGAGGAAAGGCAUUGUGGCACUUCAUUCAAGUGAUAAGUAUGAAAUGAAGCAUGAAGAUUCCUGUGUUCAGCUGUUUAUACACAAUCUAAAACUGGAAGAUCAGGGAGAAUACACCUGCGACUCGGGGGACCAGCAGACCAGUGCAUUUCUAAAAGUAAAGGCUUUACCAGUACUUUUCAAACAAGAACUUGAGAAUGUGGAAGCCGAAGAGGGUGGUAUAGCCAGACUAUUCUGUGUGCUUACCAAACCUGAUAUAGCAGUGGAAUGGCGAAAGGAAUCAGUGGCACUGGUGCCGUGUGGGAAAUAUGAAAUGAAACAGCAAGGUCCCAACAUUGAACUGUUAAUCCAUGAUGUGGAACCAGAAGAUGCUGGUGACUAUAUUUGUGAUUCUGGGGAUAAACAAUCAACAGCACAUUUAAAAGUGAAAGCGUUGCCUGUGCUCUUCAAAAAAGAGCUACAGAAUGAGGAAACUGAAGAGGGUAAUCUAGUCACAUUUCAUUGUGAGCUUACAAAGCCUGGUGCACCAGUCAAAUGGAAAAAAGGAUCAAAAAUACUUCACCCCAGCAGCAAGUAUGAAAUGAAACAAGUUGGUACAGUUGUUGAAUUAUCAAUCCACAAUGUCAGUACAGAAGAUACGGGUAAAUACACCUGUGAUUCCGGGGACCAGCAAAUUGAUGGCUACUUGAAAGUUAAUGGCUUGCCAGUACUUUUCAAGCGAUGGCUUAAAAAUGAAGAAGCAGAAGAAGGCCACUCUGUCCUACUGCACUGUGAGCUUACUAAACCUGAUGCCUCUGUAGAAUGGAGAAAAGGACUUGAGGUACUUAAACCAAGUGACAAGUAUGAAAUGAAGCAGUACGGGCCUAUUAUUGAAUUAGUAAUUCACAACCUGAAGCUAGAAGAUGCUGGGGAAUAUACUUGUGAUUCUGGGGAUCAACAGACUACUGCUUCCUUGACAGUCAGAGAGCCAGAUGUAAAGAUUAUUGAUGGUUUGAAAAAUGUGGACGUGUUUGAAGGUGAAGAUGCCUUGUUUGAAUGUAAGCUGUCCCACGAAAAUGCUCGAGGUGUUCAAUGGAUUUUGGGAGGAAUUGAACUGCAGAGUAACGAAAUGAAUGAAAUUUCAGUAAAGAAUGGCAAUAUUCACACCAUUCUUUUGAGGAAAAUUUCACAAGAUGAUGCUGGUGCUAUGACCUUUAAGGUUGGAAAGUACAUAUCUGCAGCUCAGCUUAAUGUCAAAGCAACUCCAGCAACUUUCACUAAACAGCUCCAAAGUAUGGAAGUGGAUGAAACAGAAACAGCAACUUUGCUCUGUGAACUUUCACAGACCAAUGUUCCAGUUACUUGGAAAAAAGGAUUAACAACAAUUUUUCCAGGUGAUAAGUAUGAAAUUAAACAGGAAGGUUGCAUACAUAAGUUAUGCGUACACAACCUAAUAUCAGGGGACUCAGGUGAAUAUACCUGUAUAUGUGGUGAUCAUCAGACCACAGCUUCCUUAACUGUGAAAGAAGCAGAAGUAAAAAUUGUUGAAGGCCUGAAGAAUGUAACAGCUUUUGCCAAUGAAAAUGCUGUGUUUGAAUGCAAAGUUCAUCCUGAAAAUUUCUCUGAUGUGCAAUGGUGGUUAAGUGACACUCCUUUGCAGCACAAUGAAAUGAACGAAAUAUCUGUUAAAGAUGGAAACACCCACAUUUUGAAGCUGAAUAAUGUUACCCAGGAAGACUGUGGUACAGUUACAAUUAAAGUUGGAAAAAUCAGUUCCUCUGCAAAACUUAUAGUAAAAGCUGCACCUGUUCAGUUUGUAAAGAAACUCCAAAACCAGGAGGGUGAUGAAGGAGGUCUGAUAUCACUACAUUGUGAACUGAAUAAAGCUGGUGCACCAGUCAUGUGGAAAAGAGGGUCUCAAAAACUAAGUCAAAGUGACAAAUAUGAACUAUUACAAGAUGGUUUUGUUGUUGAAUUAUUAAUCCAUAAUCUGAAGCUUGAAGAUGCUGGCGAAUACACUUGUGAUUCCGGUGAUGACCAGACAAAAGCUAAUUUGUCUGUGAAAGAACGCAUAAAAAUUAUUCGUGGGCUUGAAGAUACAACUGUGGUUGAGCAAAACAGUGUGAGAUUCAUAUGUGAGAUUUCUCAAGAAGAUAUUAAAAAUGCUCAGUGGUGGUUAGGUGGAAAACUACUUCAAAGUAAUGAAUGCUGUGAUAUCAAAGUUACUGAUAAGAUGCACACUUUGAUAUUGAAAAAUGUCACACCUGAUAAUUCCGGAACUAUUAUGUUCAAGGUCGGCUCUGAAAGUUCAACAGCUAAGUUGGUAGUGCAAGAAAAACCUAAAGUCAUUUUCAAACAAAAUCUUCAGAACAUACAAGCAAAUGAGGAAAGUACAGUUUUCCUUCGUUGUGAACUUUUUGAAUGCAAUGUGCCUGUAACAUGGAAGAAAGGCUCAAUAACAAUUAAACCUAGCAGUAAAUAUGAAAUGAGGCAGCAAGAUUCAAUGGCUGAGUUGGUGAUUUCUGACUUAACAUUAGAGGAUGCUGGAGAAUAUUCUUGUGAAUCUGGAGAUCAGAAGACUAGUGCUUCCCUCAAAGUGGAAGCUUUACCUGCCUAUUUCAAACAAGAGCUACAGAAUGUGGAAGCAGUUGAAGGGCACACAGCUAAUCUACGCUGUGAGCUUUCUAAACCCAGUGCUACUGUUGAAUGGAGAAAGAGACUUGUUGUGCUUCAUCCAAGUGACAAGUAUGAAAUGAGCCAAAAAGGUGUCACCGUUGAGCUGUUAAUUCAUAAUGCAAAACCAGGAGAUGCCGGCAAAUAUACUUGUUAUUGUGGGAAACAUCAAACAACAGCUACCUUGACUGUUAGAGAACGUGAAGUAAAGAUAGUUUCUGGUUUAAAAAACACUGAUGUCUUUGCUGGUGAGUCAGCCACAUUUGAAUGUGAGCUCUCACAGAAGGAUGUGGAAAAUACGCAGUGGUGGCUGGACGGUUCACCCCUUCAGAAUAAUGAUCUGAAUAAGAUAUCUGUUCGAAAUGGAAAUAUUCACACGUUAACGCUACAAGGGUUGGGAACUGAUGACUCAGGAACAGUAACGUUUAAGGCUGGGGCUCUUACUUCUUCAGCAAAGUUAUUAGUUAAAGAUCCAACGGUUGAGGUAGUAAGCGAAAUGGAAGAUAUUACUAGAGAGGAGCAUGACACAGCAGAGUUUAUCUGUCAGUACUCCAGACCAGUCAAAGCUGUGUGGAAAAGAAAUGACAAAGAGAUUCAGCCUGAUGGUCAUCACAUAAUUAUUGACCAAGACUGGAAUGUAGCAAAGCUGAAAAUCUGUGAAGUCACCCCAGCGGACAGUGGGAAGUAUACUUGUGAAGCAGCUGGAACAAAGGUUGCAGCAGUGCUCAGUGUUCUAGCAAAGCAACCUGAUAUUCUUGAAGGACUAGAGAAUGUAGAUACAGUAGAAGGUGGUGAAGCUCUGUUUGAAUGCACCUUAUCCAAUCCAGAAGUAAGUGAUUAUAUGUGGCUGAUGGAUGAUGUUCCUGUAACACAGUCUGAAAAACUAGAAACUGCAGUGCUCGAAGCUGGAAGGCGACACCUCUUACUGUUAAAGAACUUAGUUCCAUCUGAUAGUUGUCGAGUGAGCUUCAUGUCUGGAAAUGCCAUGUCCUCAGCGUAUUUAAAUGUUAAAGGAUGGCAGAUUAACAUUUUGAACACUUUGAGAGAUACUGAAGUGGUCCAAGGCGAUCAUACAGAAUUUGAAUGUGUAUUGAGUGAAGUGGUCCCUGUUACUGAAGUGAGCUGGUAUCUGAAUGAAGCCGAUAUCAAAACUGAUGAGCACUGGGAAACAAAGGCAGAAAGAAAUACUUACAAACUCAUACUGAAAAAUGCCCAACUUAUUCAUUCUGGAGAAAUAACUUUUGCUUCAAGAGAUGUUAUUGCGUCAGCAAAAAUAACUGUUAUUGGUCCUCCUGGUCCACCUGAGAGUCCAGAAGUUGUCAGAAAGAACCACCAGUCUGUCACCUUGUCUUGGUUAAAACCACUAAGAGAUGGUGGCAGUGUUAUACAAGGCUAUCAUGUUGAGAUGAAACCUUCUGACAGUGACUUCUGGUUGCCAUGUAACACAAAAGUAGUUGAAGAGACAGAAUUCACUGUUGAUAAUCUGAUACCAGGCACUAGUUACAGCUUCCGCGUUUCAGCUCUGAACCAUGCUGGAGCUGGCGAGCCUGUACAUUUGCCACAGACAGUUCUGCUGGAGGUUCCUGUGACUGUCACCAUUCCUCUCACUAACAUUACUGCAAUAAAUGGGGAGUCUGUCAAGCUCGAGUGUGAAUUUUCCAGAGAAUGCAUUAAUGCAUCAUGGCUAAAGAAUGAUCAGCCCAUUAAAACAAGCAGCAAGAAUGAAAUAAUUUCUGGAGGAACAAAACACUGUCUUAUUAUUAACAAUUGCAGUGCUGAGGAUGAAGGGAAAUACACCUGUAUGGCAACCUCAGAUAUUAAAACAUCUGCUGAAGUCACCUUGGAUGAUACCAAAAAGCCUGUUCCAGAUCAGGACUGGGAAAUUCUACAGGAACCUGACGAAGUUACAGUUGAAAUAGUAGAUGGGGAGGAAGUUACUCUCAAACCAAGCUUGCCACCUGAGGCAGCACAGGAAGGUGAUCUACAUCUUCUUUGGGAAGCCUUGGCAAAAAAACGAAGAAUGAGCCGAGAACCAACUCUUGAUUCUAUCAGCGAAGUACCAGAAGAAGAUGACAAAGCUCUAAAACAACGGCUACAGAAACGUUUGGAGACUGAAGAAUUAUCUACAGAUGACAUGUCUAGAGCAUGUGAUUCUUAUACAAGCUCUGAUGAAGAGUCAAGAUCAGGUACUCCAUCCCUUGUUCAUUACCUGAAAACAGCAGGACAGUCAACCAUAACAAUAGCAGGAAAAGUACAAACUAUUUCUACAAGUGAAUUUUUUAAACACUGGGAAUCUACAAACGCUGAGCCUGAGAAGUUGAAAGAUGAACCUGUCUCGGAAGAAGAUCCAUCUCUCACUGAAGCUGCAACCAAAAUCCAAGCUGCAUUUAAGGGUUAUAAAAUCAGGAAGGAACUGAAACAGCAAGGCAUACCUGUGUUCGGAGAAGUUUUUAAACCUCAGACAAUUGAGCUGGGCCAAACUAUCCAUCUUGAGUGUGUGGCCCUGAGUAAACCUGAAGUCAAAGUUCGAUGGCUGAAAGGUGGAGAAGAGCUUGUUGAUGGAAGACAUUAUCAUAUUGAUAAUUACAGUGAUGGAACCUGUUCUUUAAUUAUUACAGGUGUGGAAGAAAAAGACUCUGGAACAUAUACUUGUGAGGCUUCUAACAAAUUUGGCACAACUUCCCACAGUGGAAAAGUUAAAGUUGUAAGUGAUGCGAUGGAAACAGUUAAGAAGCUUACACAAGGCAUCGGUAUAAAGUACAGCACUGAUAGUGAACCUGAAAGUUCUUCAGGAAGUGACGUUGAUGAUGCUUUCCGCAGGGCGGGCAAACGACUUCACAGACUACUGCGUUCAAAACUAUCUUUUGAAAUUUCUGAUGUGGAUGAAGAUUUUUUUGUUAGUGCUGAUGAAGGAGAUGAAGAAAUUUUGGACAGACAGACUUACCAUGAGGAUGAAAAUUAUAUUUAUAUUAAGUUCGAUACCUUAACUGAGGCAGAAUUGGCUGCAGCCAGGUUUAAAGAGAUAUUUAUUGGCCAGGGAAUUCAUGUUCAAAUUGAUAUUUGCCAAGACAAUAAUAGGGUUGAGAUACGGAUUAAGAAGGUUUCGCGGUCUGCUGGUGCAUUUGGAGAAGACCGUACAUUCAUACAAAAGGGACCACAAAUUGAAUCUGCACCCCAUGUUGUAUCUGAGCUCCAGAACCAGGAUGUUCAGGAAGGCUACCCUGUUAGUUUUGAUUGCAUGAUAACUGGAUAUCCACCUCCUGUCGUACAAUGGUUUAAGGAUGGUAAGCUGAUUGAGGAGAAUGACCACUACAUGAUUAAUGAAGAUCAAGAUGGGUGUCACCAACUCAUCUUAACGUCUGUAAUUCUGAGCGAUAUGGGAGUGUAUCGAUGUGUGGCAGAAAACUGCAUUGGUGUUGCAUCAACAAAGGCUGAACUAAGAGUCGAUGUUACUAGCUCAGACUACGACACAGCAGAAGCCACUGAGACAUCUUCUUAUGUCAGUGCCCAAGCUUCUCUCACGCGUGAGCAGAAUUUAGAAGGUAUGGAAUCACAGGCUGAAGAAGAACAGCUGCCUCAGAUUGUAGAAGAGCUGCACGAUACCUUUGUUACUGUUGGAGCUCCAAUAAUAAAAUUGCAAAUUAAAGUUAAAGGUUAUCCAGUCCCUCGUGUAUAUUGGUUUAAAGAUGGAAUACCUCUGCGUGCCACAGAUGAGAUUCUGAUGACUGAUGACAAAGGAGAUCAUUCCCUAGAAAUUCUCAAUGUUACAAAAGAAGCUGGUGGUGAAUAUGCAGCAUACAUCAGCAACCUAUCAGGCUCAGCCUAUACAUCUGCUGUGGUGCAUGUUCAAAGCCCAGAAGAAGAGAUCGGUAAAUGUGAGCCAGAAGAAAAGUCAGCAGAAAAAACAGAGAAGUUGAUUCCACCAAGGUUUCUGGAGCGCUUCACAAGUAGGAGUGUAAAAAAAGGAGCAAGUAUUACAUUAACUGUCAAGGUGGAAGGAUCUCCAAUACCUGAUGUAACAUGGCUUAAAGAAGAGUCAGUGGAAGAUGUCAUCUGGAUUAAACAGAAUACACCAGGUUAUACAUUGGCUAGCUCAAAUAUGCAGCACAGUUUGAUCCUGCUGGAUGUUGGGAAGGAGUACUCUGGAUCCUAUACCUGUAUUGCUACAAACAAAGCUGGCCAAUCAAUCUGUUCUGCUCAGUUGAAUGUUGUGGAUGUUGUAAUAGAAGAAGCCCCAGAUGUGAAAGAAGCUUUAAUGGAAACAUUCCUAAAUGGACAAGAACCUGAUCACAAAGCAUUGGAGAAAAAGCGGAGAGAAAUUCUGACAGAAGAAAUCAGUAAACAAGUUGCUGCAACAACAGCCAUGCCACAUUUAUCACUAGCAGAUGUUGGAACAGAAGAAUUCCUACAAAAAUUAACAUCUCAGAUCACACAAAUGGUCUCUGCAAAGAUCACCCAAGCUUCACUGCGUGUUCCUGGAGCAGAAAGUGAUGAGGAAGGCAAGACUCCAUCUCCAUCUCCACGUCAUGGUAGAUCCAGGCCAUCUUCUAUUGUCAAUGAAUCUUCCACUGAGUCCGAAGAUUCAGAAACCAGAGGCGAGAUUUUUGACAUUUACAUGGCUACAGCAGACUACAAUCCAUUGCCAACAGAGAAAGAGUCCAUUCACCUAAAAGAAGGACAAUUUGUGGAAGUUCUUGACUCUGCACAUCCGCUCAAGUGGUUGGUUAGGACAAAGCCUACAAAAAGCACACCAGCCAGACAGGGCUGGGUUUCUCCUGCCUAUCUAGACAAAAGACUGAAGUUCUCAGCUGAACUUCCUCUGGAAAGCACUGAAUUCUCUGGAGAGAUGGAAACAGAAGAUGAGUACAGGAGAAAAUUAUACCUCCUUGUACAAGAUCUGAUCCAAACUGAAAAAGAGUUCACAAGAGAUUUGCAGUUCUUUGCUGAGCAUUACAUCAAACAUACAGAAACAGCACCCGACGUACCACCUUCAGUAGUGAACGGCAAACAAACAAUUUUCCGAAACAUUAAUGAAAUUACUGAUUUCCACACCAGCACGUUCCUGAAAAACCUCAUGAAAUGCCAGACAGAAGACGAUAUUGCGUUAUGUUUCAUCAAUAACAGCGAUGGAUUUGAUAAAUACUUACAAUAUCUGGUUGGAAGUGUACAGGCUGAAUCUCUUAUCACUAAUCCAGCCAUCCAGGACUUUUACAAUAAAUAUACAGAAGAAGUAGCUUCUACACAGGACCAAUCAGAAACCCCAAUUCUGCCGAUACAUACUUACUUGGAUAAACCUCCUAAUAGACUUUUGAAGUAUCAAACUGUUCUGAAGGAGCUAAUUUGCAACAAAGCAAGAAGCAAUAAAAACUGUGCUUUGUUAGAAGAAGCAUAUGCCAUAGUGUCUGCACUUCCAAAGCAAGCUGAUAAUAACUUGCAUGUUUCCAUGAUUGAAAACUAUCCAGGGACUUUGGAAUCUCUUGGUGACCCAAUCAGACAGGGGCACUUCAUCGUAUGGGAGGGAGCUCCUGGUGCAAAACUAUCAUGGAAAGGUCACAAACGUAUUGUUUUUCUCUUUAAAAAUCACUUAUUGAUCUGUAAAACAAGAAGAGACAGCAGGACAGAUACACAAUGUUAUGUCUUUAAAAACCUGAUGAAGCUCACUAAUAUUGAUGUAAAUGACUUUGUGGAGGGUGAUGAAAGAUCCUUUGAAAUUUGGCAUGAGCGAGAAGAUUCUGUACGUAAAUACACUCUCCAGGCACGGACUGUGAAUAUUAAGAUAUCAUGGUUGAAAGACAUUUGUGGCAUCCAGCAGCGCUUCAGUAUACCUGCAUGGAAUCCCCCAGAAUUUGUGGAGAAACUGGCAGAUUGCACUGCUGAAAUGGGACAAACAGUGAAAUUAGCAUGUCUGGUUAUUGGAAAUCCCAGACCAGUUAUCACAUGGUACAAAGAUGGCAAACCUGUGGAGGUUGACCCGCAUCAUAUUAUUAUUGAGGAUGAGGACGGUUCCUGCACUUUGAUCUUAGAUACUCUAAAUGCUGCUGAUUCUGGGCAGUAUAUGUGUUAUGCAGCCAGUGCUGCUGGGAAUGCCAGUACACUCGGAAAGAUUCUUGUACAAGUGCCCCCAAGGAUUGUAAGCCAUCUUAAAAACAUUCCAUUUGUUGAGAAUGCAGAUACACAGUUUGUAUGCACUAUUGAAGCGGCACCAGCCCCUCAAAUAAGAUGGACUACUGGUGGCUUACCACUGACAAAUAAGACAAAGUACCAGACUUUCUUUGACCCACAAUUUGGAGUUGCAAUGCUGAUCGUCAAAAACACAGAGAAGAAUGACCUUGGAUUCUAUGAAUGUGAAAUUACAAACAAACUGGGUACAGCCAGAGACGUUGCAGAGUUGUACCUUCAGGCCCCUGUCCUAAUCCCAGAAAAGAGAAAAGAUCAAGUUGUCAUGAUUGAAGGAAAUGUUGCUGACGUUGCAUCUGAAGGUGUUGAAGCUAGAGCAGGAGGAGUACCUGAAGUACAAGUAUCAAGUUCAGACUAUAUAAUCCAAAGAAGCAGAGCUAAAAAAGUAAGUCCAGAAGAAUAUUGGCCAGAAUUCACAUGUACAAAGUCAAAGAAAAAAUCUGUAAUGUUCGCAAAUGUCAUCUCAAAGGAUAAAGGGAGAACUUCUCCAUCAGCAGAAAAACGUGAUUUAUACAUGGACACCAGAAAAGGUGAAGAGAAGGCAAUUAAAGAAGAAACAAUAAUGAUCCCAACAGUGAAAGAAACUGUUCAAUAUUCUACUGGACAUGAAAGCAGAGAAGUGGAGACAACUUCAAAUAUGGUUGCAGAUUCUCUGCUGACUUAUAUGGCUGUGCCUCAAGAAAGUAGGGCAGUGGCAGAGAGAUUUAGUAUUUCAGAACUCUUUGCAGAACAGAUGAAGACAGAUGUAGUUGAUAAUCCUUCAAAACCAGAUACACAAGACUUUCAAACCACUGGUGACCAAGCUAACAGUGCUAAUAUUCAAACCAAGCCUUUGAAAGAUAUGCAGAAUAUUCGAAAUGUUACCGUGAAGAGACUGCGUGAAAUACAGUUUAGCCCAACUAAAUUCAAGCGAAGAACUCUUUCAGCAAGUAAUGUAAAUAUAGCAGAGCAAAUAAUUUUCUCAAGAACUGUAAGUAAGGGAGCUGAAGAAAUUCUCACGUUGCCUGAUAAACCAAAGCUCACAGAGUAUAUGGAGCUACCUGAGAGUUACCACAUUGGUUUGACUGUACAAGAGGAUGCAGAAACAAAUGCCAAGGAAGAAUGCUCUAGAGAGAAGGUACCAGGGACAAGAAAACUGCAUUACUAUUAUGAUGUUAAAGAGGAAAUUGGAAGAGGAUCAUAUAGCUUUGUGAAGCGAGUUGUGAAUAAAGAGAAUGGAAUGCAGUGUGCAGCUAAGUUUGUUACACUCAGAAGAAGUAUCCAGGCUUAUGAAGAGCGUGGAAUUUUAUCGAAACUUAAUCAUACAAGGAUUGCCUGCCUACUUGAAGUUUUUGAAACCAAAAGAACACUUGUGUUAGUGCUGGAAAUGUGCUCAAAUGAAGGAUUGCUGGAUCGCCUGUUCAAAAAGAACAUUGUUGCAGAAGCUGAGGUUAGAAACUAUAUCCAGCAGAUUUUGGAAGGGCUCCAUUAUCUCCAUGACAACAACAUUCUUCAUCUUGACAUAAAGCCUGCUAACAUUCUAAUGGUACACCCAGAAAAAGACGAUAUUAAGAUUUGUGAUUUUGGAUUUGCACAAGAACUCACACGGGACAAGCUGCAGUUUAGCAAAUAUGGCUGCCCAGAGUUUGUUGCCCCAGAAAUUGUUUCGCAGGAUCCAAUUUCAACAGCCACUGACAUAUGGUCGAUUGGAGUGAUCACAUUUUUGUGUUUGACAGGUAGCUGUCCAUUUUCUGGUGAAAAUGACAGAAUUACACUGUUAAAUGUGAAAGAUGGAUCCUUUUCGUGGAAUUCACAUGAUUUGGAAUGUACAACAGAAGAUGCUCAAAGCUUCGUAAGGAGAAUGAUUAAAUUAAUUCCAGAGGAUAGGCCGACAGCAUCUGAAUGCUUGAAAGAUCGUUGGUUUCAGGAGAAACAGAAACUUCAGGAAUCAAGUACAAUUAAUACAAAGAGACUGAAAUUCUUUUUAUCCAGGGACAAGUGGCAGCGUUCCCUUAUGUGUUACAAAUCCAUACUUGUAAUGAGGUCCAUUCCUCAACUUUUAGAAGAGUCAUCUGAAAGCCAUUCUCUUGAUAUGCCUCGACACUUGUUCAAGCAAAGCAAUUCAUCAGCAUCCAGUGCCUCCUCUUCUGAUAUGGAAGAUUAUACCCAGCAGACAGGUAUUUCAGAUAUCAGUCAGAUAUUGUCCAGUCAAUAUUUUACAGAUGAUGGUGACCAUUGUGAAACCCAGGGGGCGGUUUCUUUCGUAUCAGACAUUUUGGAUCCAGCUGUCAGUGAGAACGUGAAACAUAAUUCAGUGCUAACUGGAAGCAUUGCUGUGGAGAAACAAGCCAUAUAUGAUGAGGAUGAUGUGAAAGUCCAGUUUAACCCUCCUGAAAAAUGUGAAGACCUGAGUUUAUGUGGUAACAGAACAAAACUUUCUCUUGCUGAAGCAUCCACUUUUGAGACAUCAGACUGUUCAAGAAUAGAAGUGAAAGCAACUCAUAAAUUAACACAAGCCAUUUCAACUGACAGUGUCCUCACACCUCAAGCAUUAAAAAUAGACAGCUCACCACAUUUAAACUCCAAACCACCAUUCAGACUUUUGCCAAAGCAUUGUCUUAUCAAAAGCUCUUUCAUAUGCCAACCACUUUUGGAUUGCCUUCAGAUGACUCCACAGGAAAAAGCAGUUAAUGACAAAAGAUUUCAAGAAACCUCAAGCCACGUUUCACAAAGACUGUAUAAGUCAGCUUCUUGUGAUAUUGAGGAUAAAGUGGCUUAUGGUCCCAAGAAAAAUUUAAGGAAAACCAAGUCAUUGGAUGAAUUUGAAACCAAGACUGUGGUUCAGACUGUAAAAGGGUCUGCAAGUGAAUUAAUGCAUCCAUGCUUCCAGCAUUCAGAUCCGUAUUCCAAUACAAAAGCUAUUGGUAAGCCUGUGAUAACCUUGUCUACUUCUGUAAAUGAACAAGUAUCAGACUGGCAAAAGACAACACUAAGUGACUCAGUGUGCUCAUCUGAAGGAAUCACUUGCUUUACAGAUGUUUUACAAUGUCCCACAAAAAAUGCUCACACUGAGACAGGCCAGUCUUUGCAUACUGAUGUACCUUUGGAGAAUCUGGAAACAGAACAGAACAUGGACUUGGAAAAGGAAAUCCGUGUUACUGACAACAAAGAAUACAAUUCAGAGGUGAACUCUAGUGUAGUAACUUCCCUCCAGCAUUCAAUAGAUUUGCAAAACAAGGAUCAUGAAUCUUCACAAUCAUUUGAAGAUGCAGAGAGCUCAUCUCACUGUAGACUUUCAGAAAUGGAGUCAAACUCAAAGAAGAAUCAGAAUGAUCAAAAGCCUAUAAAUUCACAUUCAAGCAUAUCAGAAAUCAGAUCCUUUGACAUUAAAGGCUGUACAGAUUCAGAGUUACAGAAUGACGUCUCCUCUUUUACUGCCUCAGUUGUCACAUGUGAACCACAGACCCAGAGUUCAAGUGGGAAUGUCUGCACUGAUGCAAUGAAACCAGAUGCAGAUUACUUUGACCUGUCAGAACUGUAUAGCUAUGAGCUCCAUGAUGAUCCAGGACCUUCAGUUUUGACUCAAGAGUUUAAAGACAAAAGUACAUCGCAAACUAAAUCCUUGCCUGGGCAGCGCACAUCCGAAGAGCAGAUUGCUUUAAGGAAAACAGAUGCCAACAAGGGCAAUGCUCCACGGCGGAAGUCAGAUCGGAGAUCAACAACCUCAUAUGAAUUAUUAUGCAAUGAGAUUGAACCUGUAAGUGAGUACUUGUGGGAUGUGACUGGAACCGAAUGGGAUUCAGAACUAUUGGAGCUACUUAAUGGUAGUGAUGAGGAUGAGAUCAAGUCCAAUAUUGAAGAAGGAACAUCAAAAGGCACAAGAAAACCUAAGAGAACUUCACUGGAAAGUAAAUUAUAUCAAAGUUUUGAAAGUCUAAGAAAAGCUUUCAAAAGUGAAAAAGAAGGAAGAGCUCCAAUUUCUUCAAGUGAAAUGAGUCUGAUUGUUGGUGAAGGCUACGAUGAAUCAGGUUUGAAGUCUACAUCAAAGACAUCUGGCAGGUCUGGUCUUUUCAGAUUAUUCAGUAGGUCUGCUUCAGUAUAUUGGGAUAAAGAUUUUCAUGAUGGAGAUGAAGAAAGAAGUCGAACUUCUUUAUCUGCAUUUCUAGAGAGAGGAAAGAGUCAGACAUUGCCUGCUCGUUUCUCCUGGCAAUCUUUGAAAAGCAAGGAUUCAGCAGAGAAGCUUGAACUGAGAAGGAAAAAACAACAGUUAAGCAAGAUCCCGAGAAGUGCAAGCCCAUCUAGAAUGGAGUCAGCUGGCAGACAGUACAUGGAAGUUAUGAAAGCACCAUUAAUACCAUCCUUAACAACACAUAACAAAGAAAAACAGCAAGUUGACAUGUCCACAGACAUUAGUGACAAUGCCACUGGUUCCCUGAGGAUAAAAUCCAGACUGUUUUCAUUCAAGCUUCCAGGUUCAAAAUCAAAGGAGAAAGCACCAUUAUUUCUUGAAGAGCUCCAAAACCAGUCAGUAGUCUUGAGUCAAUGUGUGACCCUGACCUGCAGAGCAUCAGGUUACCCAAACCCUAAAAUCUGCUGGUUCAAAGAUAACCAAGUGAUGCAUCGCAGUGACCAAAUAUUGUUAUCAACCACAAGCACUAAAUGCCAGCUUUUAACUAUUCUAAAUGUAGCUGAGGAGCAUCUUGGUUAUUAUAAAUGUGUGGCUGAAAAUCACCUGGGCAAAGCUUCAACUUGCUGCUUACUGAACCUUGCAGUUUUACCUUGUUGCCCUGAUUCACCUGAGGUACCACAAGUCUUUGAAGAUGGUGCUUUAGUGAUAUGGAAACCACUUGUGAGCUGCAUGCCAAUAACAUACAUUGUUCAGUGUCAGAAAAAAGAUGAAGAUUGGAAAACUAUUGCAUCAGAUCUUUCUGAAUCUUGUUUUUAUGCCAGUAACGUGCAUAAGGGAGAAGCUUAUUUGUAUAGAGUUGCGUAUGUCAACAAAGCAGGAAAAGGACCAUUUAGUCACCCAUCUGUAAAAGUUAUCAUUGGAGAGACAGAAGUACAGUCACACAGUGUGCAUGGUGAGAAGCCAGCAUCGAUGAAACAGACAUACACAUUUUUAGCAGAGAGAAACAGAGGGCGCUUCAGCAUCAUAAAGAAAUGUAUUGAAAACUCCACUGGAAAAUCAUUUGCAGCUAAAAUCACUCCAUACAAGAAAGGAAGGAAGCCAUUUGUCCUGAAGGAAUAUGAGACCCUGAAGAAGCUUCACCACAGCAACAUUGUAGAGACUCAUUGUGCCUACAUUACACCCAGAUACCUGAUAAUGAUCCAAGAACUCUGUGAAGGCAAAGAGCUGCUUCACUAUUUGGCUGAGAGAUCGAGUUACAGCGAGCACCACGUGGUAGAACUGCUGACACAGAUGCUCAGUGCAGUCGAAUAUCUUCAUUUUAAUCAUAUUCUUCACUUGGAUCUGAAAUCAGAGAAUAUGAUUAUUGUGGAGCACAAUAUUUUGAAGCUGCUGGACUUCGGCAAUGCAGAGAUUCAUGUACCUGGUCGACCAGUGCUGGUGAAAAGGUGCAGAGACUUUGUGGAGAAUAUGGCUCCAGAAAUCCUUGAAGGGAAACCCGUUGUUCCAGAGACAGACAUUUGGGCUGUUGGUGUGGUGGCCUUUACAAUGAUGAGUGGAGAUUGCCCUUUUAAGUCUGACAGAGACUGUGACAAAGAAAAGAACAUUCGGAAAGGGAAAAUCAAGUUAGGGCGAUGCUAUCCUGGUCUUUCACAAGGGGCAGUUUCAUUUCUGAAGAGCACAUUAUGUUUUAAUCCAGGAGGAAGGUUGUGUGCCUCAGAAUGUCGUUCAUUUCCAUUGUUCCAAGAGGACACAAGGAUGAAGCUGAGAAAUUCAGGAAUUUCCUUUCAAACAGAAAAGCUCAGGAAUUACCUAAAACAACAGGAAAAGCAGAGGACGCUUCUGUGUACAAAGCAUGAAGUGCUGCUACUUCACUGACGAAGAGAGAAAAAAAAG
Hypanus sabinus (Atlantic stingray) is the source of this 29682-nucleotide messenger RNA. It is a transcript of the gene obscnb, whose product is annotated as obscurin, cytoskeletal calmodulin and titin-interacting RhoGEF b. NCBI's taxonomy places the organism in Eukaryota, Metazoa, Chordata, Chondrichthyes, Myliobatiformes, Dasyatidae. Gene Ontology annotation, biological process: protein phosphorylation. The transcript is spliced from 119 exons. Gene Ontology annotation, molecular function: ATP binding; protein kinase activity; guanyl-nucleotide exchange factor activity. The record is from RefSeq and is a predicted model, not a curated record.